AUUUAACGAAGCAGAAGGCGGAGCAACCCGUCGCUACAUUUAAUUUUGGGUUUUUUCGACGACUUUAGGGAGGUUAUCUUUUGUGAAACUAAACAAACGCGGUAAGUGGUGGAAUCAAGGCUGAUAGGUAGCUGCUCGGCUCGCCAGGCUAACUCGAGCACUGCGUAGUCCUUAAAAGCCAUUAAUUGGCUCAAAGUGAGGACUGCUGGGUAAUCCAGGGAGGUUUACAGAAGGGCUGAGUGACAUUUAGCACCACAACCGAACAGGUGAUCUGUCACAGGUGGACCGAGUCAAACGACAGCCUCCCCUGACAGCUGGUGUGCAGUCGCUAUGUAGGUCAGCUUGUGACAGCACGGCUUCAGUCUACAGAACUUGACAGCUGUGUCUUUUCUUGCCAAAGAUCCAGUUACUGGUCAGCAGUGUCUGACUCGGACAGUGAGACUGGGAUCAUGUCCAGGCGUAGUCUGUGUAGUCUACGUUUGGAUGAUGGCCUGCUGGACCGCAGCCUGCCGCUCGGCAGCACCUCCUUCAGUCUUGGAGGUAGCAGCUGGAGAAACACCAGGACGUUAAAGUCCCUUCGUUCGCAGCAGUUGUCUGUCUCUUGCUCCGAGUCUGUCCUUGUCCACACGCCGCGUAAACCCUCUGGCCAUUCAUUCCACAGCGUGACGUCCGACGCCUCGCUGAUCACGUCCAUGCUGGAUGAGUCCUCGCUCCUCGAGUCCUCCAUCCAGGAGACCACCGUGGUUGACUCCUUCUGGGGUUUGGACCAGGACCUUGAUCCGAAAGAGAGCACCAUCACGGCGGAGCAGAGCAGUGUUCUGGCCAACAGCACCCUGAUUGCUUCCGACUGCCGCUGUCCCAAACACCCGGUCCAGACACUGACUCGAGUUUCCUGCAAAGACUGUGAGUCCGACAGGAGAGAGUCAGGAACCACAAACUGCUCCUCCUCAAAGCACACGACCGCGCCUGCCUUGGAAUCGUCCACCAUCUACUGCAGAGACCGACGUCGGCAGGUCCAAACAGCGGGUGUUCUGAGUUCCAUUUGGAAUGCUGGUGCUCACGCCAGCAGGCGGUACCUUUCUUGUGUCUUUGCUAUGCUGGUGGUGUUCUACCAGCAGCUGCACAAACAUCACCAUGUGUCAGAUGUUCUGCAGCUGUGGUGGGACUGGUCCCUGUUUGGCGUGAGGAGGGUGGUGUCCUGUUACCACUUUGUGCUGAUGCACAUGUGGCAGCUGUGCCGGGGCUUGAGCUCAAAGACCACAGGGGCCAGCAGUCAGAAUGAAAAUCGACAUGGAGGUCCUGGCUCUCGUCUCGGCCACGGUGGCACCAUGAGCACCAAGCAGGCGGAGCAUCAUGCCAACGGAUCUCUGUGUGAGUUAUCAGACACAAACACUCGCGCAGGUGACGACUGUAAGAAAAGGCAGCGAGCGGAGACUCAUGACGUCGGCUCGUCUUCGUCCGCUCGGGCCUCGGCUCUCAUCUGCUUGUUGGUGCUCACGUGGAACAUGGCUGUGUUUACAGUAUGGUGUUUGUGUCGGCUGACCUCACUCGCCUGGACUCUGACCAGGACGAUCUGGUCUUCUAUCUGCCUCAGACGCUCUGCAGGUAGUACGCUGGGCGGUGUGUUCAGGUGGAACAGCAGAAGAUGGAGUGACUGUCCUCUGCUGACUUGGUUUCCAAUUGGACUCUUCGUGGUUCUUCUCCUUUUUUGUUUGUGUUGUUUUGGUCCCACUGGUCUACCGGCUCUGAGCGUCCUUGAGUGGAGGACUUCAGUCUCCUACGUCCCGGUCCUGUCCUCAGUCUACAGUCUGGUUUCCUCAGAGAGCCAAGCAGCAGCAGCAGAGGGCGCUGUGGAGGACUCAAAGGAGGAAGCGGCAGCAUCACAGUCCGCACGCCUCAACCGUCUGGAGCGCAGUGUGGCGUCGCUGUGGGAGCGUGUGGAGAUGGGCGGGCGGCGAGCGGAGCAACGACACGGCGAGCUGCUGGAGAUGUACUCUGACAUCCAGCAGCGUGACUCCGCCCACAAUGGUCAACUGUGGUUGAGCAGCCUGGUGGACCAGCAGCUGUUUCAGCUGAGGAGGAGACAGGACGAGGACAGACGGCAGAGGGAACAGGAUUUAGUCCAGCAGCAGAGCCAAACGUCCCGUCUGGAUCAUCUGGAGGUGAAGCUGCAGAACCUGGGGGCCAAGACGGAGGAGGUCAGGUUGAGGCAAGAAACAAUGACGGCACCUUCAAUGCUUCCUGCUGUUGUCGUCGGCGUUGCUGUGGACAGUCAGUCCCAUGACGCCUUGCUGGCGGAGGUGGGCCGUCUGGAGACGGCUCUGGAGGAAAUCAGGCGGGACCUCGAGGUUCUGUCAGGAUGUCAAGAUGGCUGCCAGCGACUGGAUUUAGUCCAGCAGACCAUUUCAGCACAGGUCCAUGAGGAGGUCCGGAUUCUGCUCUACGGGAAGGAGCUGACAGAUGUGGGCGAGGCCUCUACAACUUACACCGCCCGCCCAGAUUCGCUGCUCCGCUGGCUGUCCCAGCGCUACGUCAGCGGUGCUGAUCUGCAGGCAUCUUUGGCCUCGCUGGAGCGCAGCAUCCUCCAGAACAUCAGUCUUCAUCUGGAUCGGCGCCGCAGCGAGGCGGAGGUCAGGGAGGCCGCUGUGCACGCAGCCGGGAUGCCCGUGACCAGAGAGGUGAGGAAGGUGGCUGCUGACGGAACUCUCAUGUUUUUCUUCACUGCGUGGUUUGUUUGGCUGCAGGAGGUCAACGUGAUCGUGAAGAACGCACUGCGCCUCUUCUCUCACGACCGGACCGGCCUGGCCGACUACGCCCUGGAGUCUGGAGGGGGCAGCAUCCUGAGCACUCGCUGCUCUGAGACCUACAAGACCAGAGCGGCGCUGCUGAGUUUGUUUGGACUUCCUCUAUGGUACUUCUCUCAGUCUCCUCGCGUCGUCAUCCAGCCAGACGUCCAACCGGGAAACUGCUGGGCCUUCAAAGGCUCCGCGGGCUUCCUGGUGAUCCGGUUGUCCAUGAGGAUCCUCCCCACCGCCUUCUCCCUGGAGCACAUCCCAAAAGCCUUGGCGCCCAGCAGGACUCUGCGCAGCGCCCCGAGAGACUUCAGCGUCUACGGUCUGGAUGACGAGAGUCAGGAAAGAGGGACACUGCUGGGCUCGUACACGUACGAGGAGGAUGGAGACGCACUACAGACGUACUCUGUCGCCGAGGAGAACAACAAAGCCUUCCAGGUCAUCGAGGUCCAGGUGUUGUCCAACUGGGGCCACGAGGAGUACACGUGCAUGUAUCGCUUCAGAGUGCACGGCUCGCCCUGUGAUGCCUGAAAACUUUUUUUUUUUUUUUAAGGCCCCUCCUUAUUUUAGCGCUUUUUUCUUUAUUUCAAGUUCUGAGAAGAAUUUUUUACAAUCUCCUGCACUACUGAGUUUUUUUUUUAAAUUUCCUAAACCUUAAAUUGAUCAAACCCCAAACAUUUCAUCUUUAAACACAAACUACUGAGUGACCUUGAAUGCAAUGCAGGGAGUUUUCAAAGUGGCCUUACGUUUGUGCCAUUUAAAAUGUAGCUCUGUCUGAAUGUAAUAUUACAAUAAGAUGUCUUAAAACCUCGGAAUUGCACUCAACUAAAUGUUUUAUUUAUUUCUCUUCACAGUGAUGGAAGAUAUUUGUCUUUGUGUUGCUCGUUUUCUUUUGUUUUUCUAUGUGAUACGGAAAUAAA
This is a messenger RNA of Dunckerocampus dactyliophorus (ringed pipefish), 3712 nucleotides long. RefSeq names its product SUN domain-containing protein 1-like. Gene Ontology annotation, biological process: nuclear envelope organization. The record is from RefSeq and is a predicted model, not a curated record. Bases 450 to 3323 code for a protein of 957 amino acids. The transcript has 24 exons. Gene Ontology annotation, cellular component: nuclear envelope; meiotic nuclear membrane microtubule tethering complex. NCBI's taxonomy places the organism in Eukaryota, Metazoa, Chordata, Actinopteri, Syngnathiformes, Syngnathidae. Gene Ontology annotation, molecular function: protein-membrane adaptor activity.